This is a messenger RNA of Notechis scutatus (mainland tiger snake), 5187 nucleotides long. RefSeq names its product egl-9 family hypoxia inducible factor 3 (gene EGLN3). Gene Ontology annotation, biological process: peptidyl-proline hydroxylation to 4-hydroxy-L-proline; cellular response to hypoxia. The record is from RefSeq and is a predicted model, not a curated record. Gene Ontology annotation, cellular component: cytoplasm; nucleus. Lineage: Eukaryota; Metazoa; Chordata; Lepidosauria; Squamata; Elapidae. Gene Ontology annotation, molecular function: peptidyl-proline 4-dioxygenase activity; ferrous iron binding; L-ascorbic acid binding.
AGGGAGAGGGGGGAGUUGUUCACUUCUCACACUGAUCUACACCGAUAGCAAAGAGCUUCAGCAAUUAUCUGUCGGCUAAGGUGUUAACACUUACAGUAGGUGCAAGGCAGCCCCCGGGGGUGGGGGGAGUGGUGGAGUCGCCCUUCAUUCCAUUCUCCAGCCUUGCUCGAGUGGCUGAGACGGUGACCGCUGGCUGCCCGGAAGACCGAGUAUUAUUACUUCAGCAAAACUUUUUUGAGCGCUCCGCUCCGUUGCUUUCCCUGACACAGAUCAAUCAACUCCUUCCUGCCUGGUGGCGGUUCUCCAUCCCGACAUUCUAAGGGUUAGACACGCGUUAAGCGAGCGGCCGAUUCGUUUUGUUAGAAUAAGAACCGAUGCACGCCUUUGGGACCGAUCCAGUGCUCGAUUGCUCGUUUGGACAUUAUUUAGAGGUGAGAAACUAAUCGCGUCCCUGAAAUGCCAUUGGGCGAUAUUAUGAGAUUAGACUUGGAGAAAAUCGCCCUGGACUAUAUUGUACCUUGUUUGCGCGAUAUUGGCUUUUGCUACUUGGACAAUUUCUUGGGCGAGAUAAUAGGGGACUGCGUCUUGGAAUGUGUGAAACAGAUGCAUUAUAGAGGGGAGUUGCAGGAUGGGCAACUGGCCGGCCAGCGCCAGGGCAUCUCCAAGAGACACUUGCGAGGAGACCAGAUAAAGUGGAUCGCAGGCACCGAGGAAGGAUGCGAGGCCAUCAACUUUCUCCUGUCGCUGAUAGAUAGGUUGGUGAUGUUUUGUGGCAGUAGAUUGGGAAAAUAUUAUGUCAAGGAAAGGUCCAAGGCUAUGGUAGCUUGCUAUCCUGGGAAUGGAACUGGCUAUGUGCGUCAUGUGGACAAUCCCAAUGGAGAUGGGCGAUGUAUCACCUGCAUUUAUUACCUGAACAAAAACUGGGAUUCAAAGCUUCAUGGGGGGAUUCUACGAAUAUUCCCAGAGGGCAGGUCCUAUGUAGCUGAUGUUGAGCCCAUCUUUGACAGAUUACUUUUUUUCUGGUCAGACCGAAGAAACCCACAUGAAGUGCAGCCUUCCUAUGCAACAAGGUAUGCAAUGACUGUGUGGUAUUUCGAUGCUGAGGAAAGAGCAGAAGCCAAAAAGAAAUUCAAGAAUUUAGUUGAUGCAGGAAAGACAGAAGCAGUUCUCAGUGAAGACUGAAUAACAAAUGACUUGAUACAAUUUUUCUAUAAUGAUAAUUUUUGAACUAUUUGCAAGCAAUAAGAUCCAAAGAUUACAUGGUCUGUUUUUUAUGAUUAUUGGAUAUUCUUCAAUGCACUAUUUUUAACAUUAUCUAAAGUUUUCAUAUUACCAUGAUGGUACUCAUGACAGCUUCCAACUCUUAUAUUUGGCAUAAGCACCCCUCUUCUGUUCUUGCCUUUUAAUUGAAGAAUACCACCAGAAUGAAGAAUAUCACCAAAUCUCAUUAUGAUAUCAAGGUGAAGAUGGCAAUACUAGUAAUAAAAAUACUGAACAUUUGAAACAAUUGGAGGAACUAUAUGCACUUUAGUUACAUUUUCUGGUUUGGUGGAAAGGAACUUUACGAAGGAUCCUCACUGGCAGAUUGCAUAUGAGCAACACAAGCAAGCCAAGAUGCAAACCAGAACUGCACACUUGUCAGAAGCCAAAUUCAAUUGUGUCAGUGCAGACCAUUUGAUGGUGUGUCUCAUCAUUUUGCUUACAGACUUUUAUUGGCUUCUUUGGCCUGGUUCAUUGCCAAAUCGAAGCCUCCCACUUGCCAUAAAAUUGCCUGGAUUUUAUCCACAUUGUUCAAGCCAAGCAACAGCAGUUCUAUCACUUUGCCUUUUAGAGCCCCCAAACAGAAAUGUAGCCGUUGUGCACCUACCCGUAUUGUUCUUAAAAAAUAUUUCCUUUGUGGGGUAGCUCUGGGAAUUAUUUUUAUCAUCUUUUAAAACUGUUUUGCAAAAUAGCUUGCCAGCCUCACCAGCUCCUGCCCAUUACAAACUUUGGGAAAUGUUAAUGGCAAGCUAAGAGCAAGUAUGCCAAGAAAUCAUCUAAUCAAAUUUCAUUUUCAUUUUAAUAGUUUUCAACUGAUCUUCCACUAGUCACAUAUUGCAUGUGACAAAAAUUGAACUCCAGCAAUUGAGUGUAUUGUUAGGAUGGGUUUGAUAACUAACUAGCUGUUGAAGAGACAUAGAAAGCCAUGUCCAGCUGGCUCUUAACUGUUAUACUUGGGAAGCAUUUGCAGUGGCCACUGAAAACGGCACGUAAACUGGCAUUUGGUUGUAGUGUAAAUUUCAUAUCUGUUAUAAAUGGGGCUAAGAUUGUACAACUGAAUUUCAGACCUAAUCACUGUUGUUUUGGAAUGUGUAAGAAAGUGUGCUUUGAACUGUAGACUUACAACUCAGUCUUAAGAUUUGAAAUGCCAGCAAAAUAAAUUACGUGUUAGAUGGGAUAUUCCAGUUGCUAUACAUAUACAGUGUCAUAUAGCAUGACUCUUGGAUGCACUAUGAAAAUAUUUAAGAUAAGAUUCAUAGAUCUGUAUUGUCAGCACGAGGUCAGGAUAUAGGUUACUAUCAUGAUGUAUUGUAUUGAGGUUACAAAUACAGAUAUAAAAUGUGGUCCCAAAUGUCACUUUACUACAGAUAAAUUCAUGCAUCGAAGCCAUGAGUAUUACAGAGAGAAAUUAUGAAGCACAUACUUUCUUCUAAUGGCGCUUUUUCAAAGAAAAGAACCUCUAAUGAAUAAACUUAGCAGUAAAUGCACUUAGACAAAAAAGAAAUUGUUUUCAUCAAAAUAUGCAAUGAAUAAAUGCAAUUAAAUCCUUUGAAGAUAAUUGCUCAUUUCUGUGUAGUCUCUAGCAAUGUUUUGAAUAUUGUGAUGGAGACUCUAUUUGUUCUUCCACGUGUCCAUACUUUCCUCCAGGUUCCAUUUUGAUACUUCCUUUUCAUUCCAAUUAAACUUUUCGGUUCAGUUUUGGCCAUUAUGGCUUUAAAAAGGAUGGCUGAUACAAUAUCUCCUUGUAAUUUUUGGAGGCGUGGAAGUCAUUUCCUCAAAACAUGAGCUACAGAACAAGGCUAAUAUAUUUACAAAUUGUGCAGACAAAGGCCAAAUCCAACUGAAAGUAGUUUUUUCAGCAACACUGUAUAAAGCAAUAUAAUUAACAAAAAUGGAAAUUGUUUACUUCAGGAAACAAGGCUCUCCUGCCUACAUUUGAUGUCUGAAUUUUAAGACACUCUAUGAUGAUUCCUUUUGUUCUUCAAUAUUCCUUUGAAUGUUCCUCUUUGAUCACAUAGUUUUAUACAUGGAGACUUUAUGAUGUGGUUUUCUUGUAUAAAAUAAUUUAUUUCAGGAAAGAACGGUCAGCUUAAAUUUGUGCAAAAUAGACUUAAAAACUAAUUGCUUUCAUUUGUGAUUUCUCCCCUCCCCUUUCUUAUGUAAAAGAGCUCAUAAUUGGAAGGAAAAUUGUGGCUAUAUUAUACAUUUGCAGCAAGAGAAUUUUAUAGACAUCAAAGUGAGAUUUUAUAAACCAAGAGAUGAUAGUAUUUAUUUUUAAAAACAUGAAAGUAUCUGGUAGCAUCUUAAAAGAUUGAUAUGGAUUAUAGCUUAACUCUCCUAGACUACAGUUGACUAUAAUAGAUUUUUGUUCCUUUUUGGCUGCUGCAAACUGAUAGCCAACCAUCUAGAAAUCACUUGAAAGAGUAGAUGGGCGUCAGCCCAAGCAUGCUUGUUUCUAUUCUGUGUCAAAACAUUCAAGUCUCAAGUCUCAGGAACAGAAAAGGAAGUCUGCUCCAAGCCUUCUCAGUACAUCUUUUUGGGAAGGGAACUGUUAGAUCAUGAAGUGGAAGGCAAUCCGAGCAAAAUGUAGAAGGUCAGGAAAAGGGUGAGGUCUACCUUGCCUGCUGCCAAGUCUAUUCAUCCAUAACCUUAAAGGAAUCCAUUAUCAUCUCAAUGAUGCAUCCUUGAAGAAAUAAAGUAAAAUAUAUAGGAAUUACUAGGACUUUAGUACUUCAUUACUAGGAAUAAGUAGGAAUCCAGACUACUAUGUCUGAAAAAUAAAGGUCUGGAAACUUGCAUAGCAUCCUUCAGUCUCCUUUCAUUUGGAGAAAACUUUGAUCCACAAAAGCUUCUUCAAAGGAAAAAAAAACCCCACACCUCAUAACCCCACAUUCUCUUUCAAGAAAUAGGUUUUUACAUGUGACAAAAUAAACCCAUUUAUGAUUUCCUCACGAUUAUUGCAAUCUGACCUUUUUUCUUAUUCACCUAAAUUAAAAAAAAAAUAGUAUUGUUCCUUCCUUGCUGUAGACACACAUAAUGGGGAUUCCUUCAUAGUGACUGCUUAUGUCUUGAAAGAGAAGAAAUUGGGUGACAAUUUCUGUGUAACAUCCUUUGUAAAAGGUAUCGGCUUUUUUUAUAGUUGGGAGGGAAAUCUAUCAAUCAUAGUUGAACCCUUCAACUGCCUAAGCAAUUUAGAACUUGAAAAGCUAGUGCGAUCAUCAAUUGGCUGUGAUUAUAGUGUGGUAGUGAAAUGUUAUUUACCUAUUUUAUUACGAUGUUUCAUUGUGUUUAAUUUAUGCAGAAUGAUUAACUUCCAGAUUAUUGCAAAAACAUUUCUUUUAAAGGUUCUGAGUGCAUUUUCAAUAAGUAGUCUGUUAAGAAAUUGUCAUAAUGGAGCUCUAAUGAAGUUACUAGAUCAACAGGAAAAAUGUUGAUUUGACUAUUUAUAGUUGAAGAGCCAAAGGUACUUUUAUUGCCUUUUUCUUAUCAUGACUCAAGGCAUCUCUUGGCCAUUGGGCUUGAAAAGUGUGCUUGAGCAAAAGUGAAGAGUGAAAUAAUUUCAUUGCAUUUAUAAACUAUGAUGACUAUACAGUUUAGAGUCAUAUCUAGGGCUACUGUUCAAUUCUACAUUUCAUGGAGUGGCAAGAUAAUUCUUUCAAUCUACAAAAAGUCACAUUACACUCAUUAUCAAAUUAUCAGGAUUACAGCUUUCUAGGAUUACUUUAAUAGUCAAUUUAAUUGCAAUCCAAUAAUUAUCACAUCAGACUGAGUUCAAAGUCAUUUUAAAUAAACUAGUAUAGAAAAAAGUUGAGAGGAAAAAGGGUCCAAAAAGAUCAAUUUCACCUUCUUAAUAUGAGGAGUCCAUUCGUAUUUUUAAACCUAACAUAUUUUAUAUUUCCUGUGUUUCCAAUAAGUUGGAACUUAUGG